This is a messenger RNA of Colletotrichum godetiae, 1144 nucleotides long. RefSeq lists its product as uncharacterized. The record is from RefSeq and is a predicted model, not a curated record. The annotation marks the transcript as partial. Lineage: Eukaryota; Fungi; Ascomycota; Sordariomycetes; Glomerellales; Glomerellaceae. The transcript is spliced from 2 exons.
AGCAGCGGACGUGGACAGCACAGUGGACGAUGCGACAGUUGGUGCUCCAUUGCCACAUUCUGGCGCGACGUCAACCUCUGGAAGGCUGACGGAGAACCACGGUUUGCGUAGAACGAGCACGCUUACGAGGGCCGUAGUCAUAGAAGCCCCUGGCGAUCAAGCGGAUGAUAUCAGCUCUCCGCCGACAGAAGCAGCCAGAAGCAAACAUGUAGUGGGCGCAGACAGCGAAGAUGCGUCUAUUGACGCACACGACCUCCUCAUCUUCGACAAGAUUGUUGGUCAUCGUCGAGACCCCCAGACCCAGAUGAUAUCUCACAUGCGCGUGCGCUGGAGAAACGGCGCUCUGACAUGGGAACCGAAAGCGAGUAUACAAAAAUGUGCUGGUGAACAUCUGCUGUCCUACUGGGACUGUGUGAAUGGCACACGGGAGGGCGCCAUGGCGGAGAGCUCGCGGCGCAUUCCAGAGAUUGAGAAGCACAUGACAACGACCGCAAGCAUCGUGACCCUGGAUUUGUGUUGGGUCGCGUCACAGGAGCGGCCACGGGAGCCUGAAAGUGAUGUGCCAUACAGCGAGCGGGCAACUUUAGGAAGUUCUGCGGUUGGCGAGGGUGGACGCGAAAGGGCAACGAUACCGGUCGUUCGGCGGUCGAAGAGGCAUAGUCGACAAAGCUUGAAUGCGAUAGCGGGUCCGGAUACGGUAGCCACCGCACAGACGAACGCAGUAGGACCAGCCCGACGACAGGUACGGAAGAAGGACAGCCAUGGUCAGCGGAGAGCUGAUGGGUCGGCAGACAAGUUGGCGCCGGCAGUUGCAAGGUCGAACAGGAGGCUUUCGACGACCGAGCUGAUGGCACACAAAAGCCGGCGGCCAGCGGACGACGCUACUAAGCCGUCAAGAAAGCGAGUUCGUUUAGUAUGACGCUGAACAUUCCGUCCUGCCAAACGCCAGCUGAUGGAACCUGAUGACUGACUUGACGUGAGUUCACGUGCGACAGAAGCAAGGCUGAUGCCCCGUCGUAAAGCAAUGCCGAUUUUGUUCCACAUCUUGUAGAUUAUGUAGAGUGCGAUCACCCACUGUAUCAAAUCUAUAAUAUAGUUUAUCAGUCCAUGUUGUCAUAUCUAAAUAUGACGGGAAAGACCUGAC